This is a messenger RNA of Neltuma alba, 997 nucleotides long. RefSeq names its product ras-related protein RHN1-like. Bases 177 to 812 code for a protein of 211 amino acids. NCBI's taxonomy places the organism in Eukaryota, Viridiplantae, Streptophyta, Magnoliopsida, Fabales, Fabaceae. The record is from RefSeq and is a predicted model, not a curated record. The transcript has 7 exons. Gene Ontology annotation, molecular function: GTPase activity; GTP binding.
CAUUGUGAGGGAAAAGUUAUACAACCGAGAGAGUCUGCUUUGGAUUCUUCUUUCUCUGUCUUUGAUUCCAAUCCUCGGCUAAUUGUGUGAUUCUCUCAACUUCUGGGAAUUUCUGUUUUUCCCUCGAUUGGUUGGGUCUAGGUGCGCUUCCCUUCCAAUCGAUUCAAUUUAUUACCAUGGCUACGAUCGGGCACAACAAUCUCAACGCCAAAUUGGUUCUCCUAGGUGAUAUGGGUGCCGGAAAGUCCAGCCUGGUUUUGCGAUUUGUCAAGGGUCAAUUUCUUGAAUUCCAGGAAUCAACAAUAGGGGCAGCCUUCUUUUCACAGACAUUGGCGGUUAAUGAUGCAACUGUUAAAUUUGAAAUUUGGGACACUGCUGGACAGGAGAGGUACCACAGCUUGGCUCCUAUGUAUUACAGAGGCGCUGCUGCUGCCAUCAUUGUCUAUGAUAUUACCAGCGCAGAUUCAUUUACACGUGCAAGGAAGUGGGUCCAAGAACUUCAAAAACAAGGGAACCCUAAUAUGGUUAUGGCUCUUGCUGGUAACAAAGCUGACCUGGAAGAUAAGAGGCAAGUGACAGCUGAAGAGGCCCGUGUAUAUGCUGAGGAAAAUGGUCUCUUUUUCAUGGAGACCUCUGCCAAAACUGCAGCCAAUGUAAAUGAUAUAUUUUAUGAAAUAGAUAAUUUAGAAGGGGAGACGUGUCUUUCCUCUAGAGAGAAGUCUGCCCCUAGUUUGUGGAGCAGGAUAUUUUUCGUAUUUCCAAUAUUUUGGCUUGGAUUGAAGUUGGAUGUUUUUCAGGCCGGGGUUUGCUGAAGUUUAAACUGUAAUGAUAUAAAUAGUUAAAUACCCAUGUGAUUGGUUAGCGACUGUGAAACUGACAUGUUUAUGAGUUGUAACACUUGUUAAUGUCAAAAUAAAUAUACUUUUAGCUAAAGGCCUUGUUAAGCCUAAUGGCAUGAAAGCUUCUUUGUUAAUGAAAAGUCACUAUUUCGAUCCCA